AUGAAUCGAACUCGGGAAGCAACCGGGGAAAACCCCAACCUCUCUUCAGAAGUCCAGAGUCCGAAGGAGAAACUUGACGAACAUUCCAAACAGCUGGAGAAGGUGCCGAGAAGCUCAGCCAGUUGCAGUCGGAGAAUACGGUCCUCCGGGAUCAAAACCAAGCCCGCAGUAGGCCAGGCAACAAGAAGCGUCGUUUCAACACCCAGGUUCGUCCUUCGAGAUUACAUAGCCCGCUACAACCAAGAAAAGGUGGCAGUUCCCGAGUGCAGCAUUCCUACCGCGAUCUCUGCCUUCAAAAGGGGCCUGCUUCCAGACGGGGGCCUCUACAAAGAACUAACCAUGUAUCCCUGCAAGACCAUGGAAGACGUGUUAUCCCGGGCCUGGGCGCAAGUGAAGUGGGAAGAAGACGUCGCUAGCCGCUCUAAGGCCGAGCCGAAGCAGAACCAAAAGUCGGCUCGAUCGUAUCAUGGAAAUCGGGAUGAAAGAUCCUCCCAAAGAGCGACCAAGGACUCCGGGAACAGAAACCUGGGCAGGUUCCAGUACCGACCCCUGGAAAAGGAAGAAGGAAUGUCGGUAUCCACUUGGCCCGACAUCUCCCAUCUCUCGAUAUCCACAUCGGAGCUAGUCAAUGUCUUGAGGCAGAUGGGCCAACAGGGGCAUCUCUGGGAAUUCCUCUCAGAAAAAGCCAAGAACCAUCUAAAUAAAGAGGUGCCGGCGAAAUCCUCUGGAGCUAUACCCGCCUCACCACCUCGCCAGGACCGAGUGAUCCAUGUCAUAUCCGGAGGUUCGGAGAUAAGCUGUGUGAGUCAUGCAGCUGCCAAGAAAAGCACCUGCAACACCAAGCACGGCCUGGAGACGACCAAACCAAAGCACUUGCUCCUAGGUACCGGCGAAAUAAGCUUCACGGCUAAGGAGCAAGAGAAGAUCUUGGCUCCCCACCACGAUGCCUUGGUCAUCUCGCUCACCGUAGCAAACUGCUUGGUAAAAAUAAUACUAGUGGACAAUGGUAGCUCCAGCAACAUCAUCUUCCAGACUGCUUACCAGGACCUAGGGCUGGAGGAGAGCACCCUGACGCGCAAAAUAACUCCACUCAUCGGAUUCAGCGGCAAAGUUAAGCAAACAGCUGGAGAGGUCACUCUCCCAGUGUACGCUGAAGGGAUCAACAUGUCUACCAAGUUCCUGGUCGUCGACAGUCAAUAA
This is a messenger RNA of Brassica napus (rape), 1200 nucleotides long. RefSeq lists its product as uncharacterized. The record is from RefSeq and is a predicted model, not a curated record. NCBI's taxonomy places the organism in Eukaryota, Viridiplantae, Streptophyta, Magnoliopsida, Brassicales, Brassicaceae. The transcript has 2 exons. The coding region runs from base 1 to 1200 and encodes 399 amino acids.